This is a messenger RNA of Didymodactylos carnosus, 2611 nucleotides long. NCBI's taxonomy places the organism in Eukaryota, Metazoa, Rotifera, Eurotatoria, Philodinida, Philodinidae. The record is from the annotation of a GenBank genome assembly.
UAACGUCAGUUAAGUUUGAAAACAUGAUGUACAAAAUACAAAACCGGCCUCAUUUAUUCGGCUUUUCCAACAAACAAGUCUUCGCGGUAAUGUCGUUUUUUGUGUUCGCGGUAAUGUCGUUUUUUGUAUUCGCGGUAAUGUCGCUGUAUCAUUUUGUAUGAAACAUGAAUUAUAUGCAUCAUUGUUACGCAACGAGAAAUAUUAUAAAUUAAUUGGUAUAUAUACUGAAUAUGAACAUCUUUUACAUGAUAUCCAAGAAAAUAUUCAAUUUUUAAUAAAACAAUCCGAAGCCUAUAGUUUAUUUGAUCAAGAUGAAAAAUCAAUGAAAAAUUUAAAUAGAGAAUGGGAUGAAUUUAAAUUUUUUCAUAUUAUUAAAAUAUUUUUAUCAAAUAUAAAACAUAAUACAGACACGGCUAAAAAGGAGAUGACUGAAAUAUGUCGAAAUUAUUAUCUUAAUAAGGCAUUAAGAACAGAAAAUUUCGAAGCUUUAUAUACAUUAAGAUUUUUUAUCAAUGAUCUUUGUUCAAAUCUUAAUAAAAAAUAUCCAGAACUUAAACAACGUCAAAAAGAUAAUCCUAUUAUAGUAUCAUAUCGUGGAUUAAAAUUGACAUCUUAUGAAAUUUAUAAUUUUAAGCGUAAUAUUGGUCAAAUGGUAUCGACAUAUGGAUUUUUAUCGACAAGUCGUUCAAAAGAUGUUGCCUAUUCUUUUGCUAAAAAAUGUUCAAAACGUUUAGAUGUUGAAAUUGUUAUGCUUGAGAUUGAAGUUAAUACUGAAUUAAUAACAGCGGCAUUUGCUGAUAUAGCAGAAUAUAGUGAUUACCCAGAUGAAGAAGAAGUGUUAUUUGAUUUGGGUGCUUCAUUUACAAUAACCAAUGUCAGUUAUAUUGAUAAUGAAAAAAUUUGGUUAGUGAAAUUGAUUGCAGUACCAACACAAGAACUAUGGCCAGCCGAAAUUUAUAAUUAUCUUGGUCAAACUUAUUUUCAACAAGGUGAUUAUGAAAAUUCAUUAAUUAAUUAUCAUCAUGCAUUUGAUGAAUAUUUAAAUAAUACUGUAUCUCCAAAUAUGUAUCAGGCAUCAUCGAUAACAAAUAGUGUUGGUGUUAUCUAUCAUCAGAAAGAUAAUUAUGAUGAAGCAAUGAAAUAUUAUACAAAUGCAUAUAAUAUGAGAAAAGAAAUUUUACCAAAAGAUCAUUGUCAAAUAGGACAAUCAUUGAAUAAUAUUGGUUGUAUUUAUAAUGAAAAAAAUGAUUAUGAAUAUAUUCGAGAAAAAAAUCUUAAUUUUGUAUUUCAAUAUGGAGAGUAUCGUGAUACUUUAUUACAUCUAAUUGAAAUUUAUGAGAAAAAAGAUGACAAUGUUGCAAAAGAGUUAUGUAUGAAAAAAUUAUAUAAUUUAGCAGAAAAAGUACUUAGUACAAAAACAUUAGUUGAUAAUACGAAGCAAUUAUCAGUUCAUGAAGUUCUUGCUGCUCAUAGUGAUGAUGAUAAUAGUUUAGAACAUUUAUUGAAAAUGUUAAAAAUAUAUGCAAAAAUUCAACCAAUUAAUUAUGAAAAAAUUGCAGAACUUCAUAAAACUGUUAGUAAUGUUUACUAUAGAAAAUGUGAAUAUAAUUGGUCUAUCGAACAUUUUCAAAAGGCCAUAGUUACAUAUGAAACAUAUUUAUCAGAUCAUUACAAAGAAAUUGCACAAUGUCAAUUUAAUAUUGCUCUUAUAUAUAUUGAAAAAAAACAUGAUUACGAUCUUGCUCUUAAUUAUAAUUUGAAAGCAUUACAAAUAAGAGAAAUGCAUUUACCAAUGGCUCAUAUUGAUAUUGCACAUAGUCAUAAUAAUAUUGGUUCAUGUUAUUAUAAUAAAAUUGAAUUUGAUAAAGCAUUAGAACAUAAUAUAAAAGCAUCAGAAAUAUAUGAAAAAAAUUUACCAAAUAAUCUUGAAGAUUAUGCACAAUGUCAUUGUAAUAUUAGUUCAUUUUUAUUAAAUAAAGGACAAUAUAAUCAAGCUUUAGUACAUGUAAUAAUAUCAUUAAAUAUUAGGGAAAAAAUUUUAUCAGAUGAUAAUAUUAAUAUAGCAUUUUAUCAUCAUAUUAUUGGUACUAUUUAUUUUCAUAAAGUAGAUUAUAAUUUAUCGUUAGAACAUCAUAUAAAAUCAAUGAAAAUUUUUGAAAAAAUUUUACCUAAUAAUCAUCCAGCUAUUGCACAAAUUUAUUAUACUAUUGGUGAAUGUUACUGUAAAUUAAAUGAUUAUAAUCUAGCAUUAGACUACAAUAUUAAAUCAUUGAAACUAAGAGAAAAUAUUUUACCUUCUAUUCAUAUACAUUUAGCACAAUCACUCAGUAAUAUUGCAAUUAUUUAUUCAAAAACACAAAAUUAUCAAAAAGCUAUUGAAGAUUGUACAAAAUCAUUAGAAAUAUGUAAUCAAUUGGUACCCUCUGAAACUUCUGAAAUUGCUAGCUGUCUUGAAAAUAUUGGUGAAGUUUAUAAUCUUCAGAAUAAUCGAGAUAUUGCUCUUGAAUUUUACACUAAAUCUUUGGAAAUGUAUAAAAGAAUAGUAAUUGAUCAUUCAAAUAUUGAGCGUAUACAAAGUAUUGUCAAUACUAUAAGAAACACGAAAGUCUAA